Molecule: messenger RNA, 1010 nt
Organism: Brassica napus (rape)
Lineage: Eukaryota; Viridiplantae; Streptophyta; Magnoliopsida; Brassicales; Brassicaceae
Product: stigma-specific STIG1-like protein 4
Exons: 2
Coding region: 41-562 (173 amino acids)
Source: RefSeq, a predicted model, not a curated record
CUUACACUAAUUACACAACCCAAUCAGCAUUUGAUACAGUAUGGUGAUCAUCAAGUUAUUAAUACAUGUCUUAUUCUUCUUCCUCGUUAAUUCUUUUCAUCAAGUUCUUGGUCAGUAUAGCCAACUAAACACAACUUCUUCAUGGCUAAAGAACCACACCAAAUCACUCACACUGCCAUUGGAUAAACCACCAAAGCCGCCGAUUUGUAAAAUUAUUGCUUGCAAACGGUCCGGACCACCAACGGCUCGAAAGAGAUGUUGUCGUAACCAAUGCGUUGAUCUCUUGUCCGAUCCAAACCAUUGCCGGUUCUGUUUCAAGAGAUGUCGGUUUGCUUUGUCUUGCUGCGGUGGAAAUUGCGUAGACACUAACAAUGAUCCUUCUAAUUGUGGACAAUGCGGGAACAAGUGUGAGCCUGGUGCACCUUGUGAAUUUGGUAUGUGUGGCUAUGCUGCUCCUUCGUCUCAGCCUGGAAAACGUCGUCGUCAUCCUAAACGGCCACGUCCUCCUCCUUCACCGAAAAUUGACGGUGAACUUCAUGAUGACCGUGAUGAUGAUGAAUAAAAUCUUACCGUAAGAAGAAAAUGAGAUUGGGAAAUAUUACAUAGACGAUUCGACAACCGACAAUACUACCUGCCUUAUGAAGACCUACGCCUAACUGCAUCACCUGAGUCGUCCUAUGAAGAUCCACGCCUGGCCAGAUUUACUUGCACCAUGUUGAAGAUCCCUUGCAAGCCUUUCCUCUGUAGUCUGCUGCAUAAUUGUUUAAUAAACCGCUCUCUCCGGGACUUGAAACCUGGAUUUCCUGUAAUCUGCAAUAAAUUGCAUAGUCUGGGAUUUGAACCCCAGACCUGGGUGUAGAAGCCUUUAAACCUUAACCAAUAGGCUACGGUGCUUCCACAUUGAGUUUGAUUUGUGUUUAGCUUUCAUCAUGUUUCGUAUGUCGUAGUGUUAUAUGGUCGGUCUAGUUGUUAUGGUUGAUUUACAAAUGAAAUAUCAGUUAUCUUUGGUU